Spodoptera frugiperda (fall armyworm) is the source of this 1888-nucleotide messenger RNA. RefSeq names its product lysozyme 1. The record is from RefSeq and is a predicted model, not a curated record. The transcript is spliced from 4 exons. NCBI's taxonomy places the organism in Eukaryota, Metazoa, Arthropoda, Insecta, Lepidoptera, Noctuidae. The coding region runs from base 383 to 838 and encodes 151 amino acids. Gene Ontology annotation, molecular function: lysozyme activity.
ACAUUCCGAUAUCACGGAACUGAACCAAAUACCAGUUCCCCAUUACUCAUUACGUACAUUGCCUUCAAGAAGAUUCUUAUCCAAAAACAACAAUCAACUUUGAUAAUAACAGCCGUGAUCUUUAACGAUAAUAAAUCAUAAUAUCAUCAAGAUUCGAUGUCUAACCAAAUGGAACAAUCACCGAACUUUUUGUCCGCCAUUUUUUUGUUCAUAUUCCAUGAAUCAACUUGCGUCGUUGAUGAGCCUUAGAAUCGUAAGAUCCGUAAUAAACUAUCUAUAUCAACAUAUUACGGCUAAGGUCGUGGUUUAGUUAUAUUUAAAAGUUAUUGUGUUGUGCACUACAGUGCUAGAAAGAUGUGUGCAGUGUUUUGUUAAUGCAGAAAUGGAGCUGCGAAUUAAUUUUGUGACUGUACUUGGAUUUGUUUGCUGGUUCGCCAAUGUGUUUGGUAUCCACAUAACCAACCUAAAUGGAUCCUGUUUCCGUUGCCUCUGUCACGUCGCUGGGUGUGACAUGUCCCGUGGAUGCAGUGAAGGGUACUGCGGCCCUUUCUUCAUAUCCAGGGUCUAUUGGGUAGAUGCUGGCAAGCCGACGUUGCCUGAUGAUGAUCCGGAUAGGAAAGAAGCAUUCGAAGACUGCGCCCGGGACUACCACUGCUCCAUCAAAAUCAUCGAGAGUUACAUGGCUAAAUUUGGGAAAGACUGUAACGACGACGGAGUAACAGACUGCUUCGACUACAUGAUGAUCAACUACCACGGCGGCAGAGCCUGCUCCAAGCCGCUGGUGCUCACGCAGUCCGGUCGAAGGUGGCUGCAGGCCUAUCGACAGUGUCGGUUUUGAAACCGUAUUGACAGAUAAUAUUGAGUUGUACCUUUAUGAGUGCCUAGCUACUUCUGCGCGGUUUCACCCAGUCUGCUUGGCUCCUAUUGGUCAUAGCGUGACGUUUUAUAGCCUAUAGUCUUCCUCGAUAAAUGGACUAUCCAACACAAAAAGAAUUACUCAAAUCGGACCAGUAGUUUCGGAGAUUAGCGCGUUCAAACAAACAAACAAACUCUUCAGCUUUAUAAUAUGUAUAUUAGUAUAGAUUUAUCAGACACACAAGCAGAGUAGGAAUAUUAAUUUAAAACAUUGGUUUAUUCUCGUGAACUAAUGAGAAAAGCUCUACUAGAUUCGAGUGACAGGAGGGCUCUUGUUCAAGAGCAGCGAUUAGUUGGGUUGUAACUUUAUAAAUAAUCUUAGUGGUGAGACUGUUGUCACAAAUUCAGAUUUUGUUAAGGAAAUGAAGAUGCAAAAAUUGUAUAUGUAAGAACUUUGAUCAAUAAUAGUACUAUUGAUCUAAUUGAAAUUGAAAGAGUGAAAACUAUAAUAACAACUUUAAAUAAAAAUGAGAAUUACGACUAUAUACUAGCCUAUCAAAUAAUUCCAAUAGAUAUAAAAGGAUCCCAGACAUAUCUAGCUAAAUAAAUAAAUACUACUAUAAUUAAAAGUAAGAUUAAUUUUAUUAGUAAAAUACAUAACAUCAGUCAAUUAAUGCUUAAGCUACUAAUUAAUUUAAUUGAAUUUAUAAUUAUUACAAUUCGCGCUAUCAAUAUACAUACGUACUGAUUUAUUAUAGAUCUUAGCUUAAGUAAUUAUUACUUAAGCUAAGAUCUAUGAACAAAUCAUAAUGUUUAUUAUUUAUGUUUAUGAACAAACCAUUGUCAUUUCAUAAAGAAAAUAUACGUAUUUUCGUAUCCUUAAACUGACGCUAGAUCUAUAUACAUAUUUUGCAACAUAUUCGUGCUGUUAGGCUACUCAGCUGUAACUAUCUUCCAUUUUUCUUAGCUUCGAUAUAGGUGUAACUUUUGAAUUAAUGUCGAUCGCGGUCCGCUGUCAUUGAUCGUUACAAGA